Aspergillus puulaauensis is the source of this 1266-nucleotide messenger RNA. RefSeq lists its product as uncharacterized. The transcript is spliced from 7 exons. The coding region runs from base 1 to 1266 and encodes 421 amino acids. NCBI's taxonomy places the organism in Eukaryota, Fungi, Ascomycota, Eurotiomycetes, Eurotiales, Aspergillaceae. The record is from RefSeq and is a predicted model, not a curated record.
AUGGCGACAACGCAAGUCUUUCCAGGCCUGGCAGCCAGACAAGAACCCGAUCCUGACCCCUCGGAUAUCGACUUUUCCUCAAACGCCCCUCGUAUUCUCGCCAUCGUUGGUACGUUGACAGGACUCGCUGCGCUACUAUUAGUCCUACGAUGCUAUGUCCGAAUCUUUAUCCUGCGCCGGUUCUACGUCGAAGACUGGAUUAUGGUUGUGGCUGCGAUGUGCUCCUUCGGCGUCCUCGCAUGCUUCGUCGGCGAAAGUCACCACGGUCUGGGCCAGUACAAUGCCGCCAUCGCGGCCAACAAUGACAAUGAGACGCUGAGCAAGUGGUUCUGGCCGCAUGCGAUUCUGCUAGUGCUAGGGAUUAGUCUGGUGAAGAUAUCCAUUGGGUUCUUUCUGCUACGCUUCACGACACAGAAGAAGUUUUUGAAGCCGUUCAUUAUGGGAUCUCUCGUAUUUCUUGUCUUGUUUACCAUCGCCUGCAUGUUGACACUUAUCCUGCAGUGCAUUCCCAUCGAGGCAGCGUGGGAUUUCAAAAAGCGUCUGGCCAAGGGGACAAAGUGCUACUCGGGUGAGACUUAUCUCAAGAUUGGGAAAUUCAACAGCGCAAUCAAUAUCAUCACAGACUUCAUCUACGCCACGCUACCGGUGUUCAUGUUCUACGAUAUCCAGGUCAACCGAAGAACGAAGGCUUCGCUCAUGGGGAUUCUCAGUCUGGGUUACUUUGCCUGUGCCGCCGCGAUCACAAAAGCUGUUCUCCAAAGCAGAGUCUACGAGGAGAAAAACAUGUACCGCAAUGCCGACUACCACAUCUGGAACUCAGUCGAGCUCAACGUCGGCAUAAUCGCCGCCUGCUUCCCCACAAUCAAGCCCCUGGUCAAGAGCAUAAUCGGCAGCACGAGGAGUCUAACAGGGUACGGCUCGCGAACACGCACACGCAAACGCACGGGCGACGCCUACUACGGCCCCAACAGCAACAUCCACCACAACAGCCACGUUCUGGCCUCGCUGCACCGCAGCCGGAUUGAUCCCGAGGAGCAGAAAUACCACGUCCACAUCCAUGGGAAUCAUGCGUCGCUCUCGGAGGGGUCCGAGGAGGGGAGCAGCCAGGAGAAUCUGGCGUCUGGGGCGAGGGUGGCGUCGCCGAGGAGGAUGCAUACGGCUGGCAGGAUUGUGCAGACUACGGAGGUGAUUGUGCAGAGUGAGGAUGGGAGUGACCAUGGGGUUAUGGCGAUUGGGCCGAGGAGGACGGUGGAGGAUCGUAUAUAG